AUUCUCACAACUUCACCGAGCUUUAACAAAACAUUGAUAUAAAAGAGAAAAAGAGAGCUGCAAAGCCGUCUUCUGCUACCUGCAAGAUAAUGGUACACCGUUGAGAAAUGACAUUUCGACCACGUUUCGUACUGUCGUGCAGGUGGAGCCUCGUCGUCGGGAUCUUGCUGUUAUGCGGUGUAUCGCGACAUGUGUCAUACGGCGAGGACACAACUAACCUAAAUACAAGCGGGAUCGUCACUGAGAACAAGAUCACGUUCGCGGUGACGAACGCUCCAGUCAUUCCGAAUGUCACAACAAACGUGAACAUAUCACCUGAAGUAUCUAGCACAACGCGAUUUGCAAACAGUACAAGCUACGUUGUCAGUCAUAAUGUUAGUUCAACCACUACGAAACCGCCACCAUCAUCAUCCGCAAGCACGGUGCAACCUGACAAUGUUGCGAGCGAUCAAACGACCGAGAGAAGCAGUGCGACACCUCCAAGUCCCAUCAAUGACAGGAACACAUCAGAUAUCCCUGUGUCAUCGCAGAGUCCAGAUGCUGUCAAUUCAACCAAUACCACCACGACUACAGCCGCUCCAGCAGAGCCGGUCCUGCCUGACAAGGGCUCUGCUGAAGAAGAGCACAACAGCUCCAUGUCUAUAUUUUUUGUACUGUGCGUCCUAGCGCUAGGCAUAUUGUUAAUACAUUUGAUGCUGCAGACUAAUUUCCAGUAUCUUCCCGAGUCAGUGGUGAUCGUUUUCCUAGGCGCUGCGAUUGGCAUGAUCAUAAACCUCAUGUCACAUCAGAAUAUUGCAAACUGGAGGAAGGAGGAAGCCUUCUCGCCGACCGCAUUUUUCCUAGUCUUACUUCCACCCAUUAUCUUUGAAUCAGGAUAUAAUCUGCAUAAGGGAAACUUCUUCCAGAAUAUCGGCAGUAUCAUGGUAUUUGCCAUCUUUGGAACGGCUAUCUCUGCAUUUGUCAUCGGUGCUGGAAUAUAUCUUCUAGGUCUGGCAAAAGUAGCAUACAAGCUUAGCUUUGUUGAAAGCUUUGCCUUUGGGUCGCUAAUAUCAGCGGUAGAUCCGGUCGCCACAGUUGCAAUUUUUCACGCUCUGGAUGUUGAUCCAGUCCUGAACAUGUUAGUCUUUGGAGAAUCAAUUCUCAAUGAUGCUAUUUCUAUCGUAUUGACCACCUCCGUCCUAGAGUCUAACAACGCGGCGACAACCAGCGAGGCUAUCAUACUUGGUCUGAAUCGAUUUUGCCUCAUGUUCUUUGCAUCUGCGGGUAUUGGCGUGGUAUUCGCUUUAAUAAGCGCGUUGCUGUUGAAGCAUGUAGACCUCAGGAAAAAUCCAUCUUUGGAAUUUGGCAUAAUGUUAGUGUUUACGUAUGCUCCAUAUGUUUUAGCAGAAGGCAUACAACUGUCAGGAAUUAUGGCGAUUCUAUUCAACGGGAUAGUCAUGUCGCACUACACACAUUUCAAUUUAUCAACUGUUACGCAAAUUACAAUGCAGCAGACAAUGCGAACUUUAGCAUUCAUUGCUGAGACCUGCGUUUUUGCAUACUUGGGAUUAGCAUUGUUUAGCUUUAGACAUAGGGUAUUUCCUUAAACGCUUUUAAUUCAAUUUUCUUUUUUUUAAAGAGCUGCCAAUAUCUUUCCAUUGGCCUUACUCGUUAAUCGUUUCCGCGAGCAUCAAAUUACGAGGAAGAUGAUGUUCAUCAUGUGGUUUAGCGGCCUGCGCGGUGCUAUUUCGUACGCAUUGUCGCUCCAUUUAGAUUUUAGUGAUGAAACACGCCACGUUAUUAUAACAACGACGCUUAUCAUCGUAUUGUUCACAACUUUAAUAUUCGGUGGAUCCACUAUGCCUCUAUUGAAAUUUUUAAGGGCCGAAAAGAAGCAGAAAAGCAACAGCAGGCGGAAGAAAAAGGAUAAGGAAGUUACAUUGAGCAAAACGAGAGAAUGGGGACAAACCAUUGAUUCCGAACACUUGUCGGAACUCACGGAAGAGGAAAUGGAAGUAUCCUUCUUGCAAUCGCGAAUUCGUGGUUUCGCAAGAUGGGAUCUGAAAUUUUUCAUUCCGUUCUUCACGAGACGAUUUACGCAGCAAGAGUUGAAGGAUUGUAAAUCACAGAUGACAGAUUUGACGAAUCAAUGGUACCAAGCAAUCAGAAUUAGUCCAAUAGAAUCGGAUGACGAAGCGACUACGGCAUCAACCGCACAAUUGAAUUUGAAUAUCACUGGAACAGCUAAGGAACAACCGCGCGGGAAGGAGAAGAAUGGACGUCCUAGACACGGGUCUAUAUUAAGUAUUUAAUUUAUUUUGUGUGUGUGUGUGAUGUGUCCUUAAGUGUGCUGAACUAUGUGCUUUUAAAUUAUAUUGCCUGUAAAUGGGUGUAUAUAUAAAUAUUUAUUAAUACUAUUAUUAAAUCUAUGAUAACAGUAUAAAUAUUUUCACAAGAAUAAGAAUUCGUUUUCAUCAAAACUGCAACAUUACUCUAUUCUCAUGAACUGAGAGCUUUUAAGAUUUUCUCUAUUUAAACUUAGUGCAGAACUUGUCUUUGAUUUUAAAUUUGCUUAAUAUUAUUACAUGACGUUUCAUUAAUGCACUUCAUUGAUAUUUGAAUGGCAUAUGGAAAGUUAUUUCAUAUAAUUCGCUAAUUAUUAUAGUUUGUGGACAAUUAUAUGGAAAGAGAAAGAGUAGUGAAACAUUGUCAGUUUGCACAGCCAAUUCUAUACAGCUACAAUAUGAGUGAAAUUUUUCUAAGAUGUUAAUAAUUGUCCCUUGUAUAUCAUAUUUUUGUAAUUUAUUUGUUUCCGCCUAAUAUUUACACGUAUCUGUAUAAUUACAAACAUUAUUAUAUUAUUGCUUAUAUAGUGAACAAGUGUAUUGUCCAAUAUGCUUGCCUUAUUCAAAAGCAGCUUGGCAAUGGUGAUGGGCAGUAAAUUGAUUUCAUCAAGAUCGUAAAAUAUUAACAGAAGUAUUAUUAAUUUGCAGAGCUGAGGAGGAUUGGUCUGAUUAAAGUCCAACUUAUUUCCACAUAUAUAUUUUCUCCUGUGGAAUAUAUUAAUCUCUUAUUCCAUGUGUAAUUCUUUAAUAAUAUUGAAUAAUAUUGAAUAAUAUUGAAUACUUGUUGAAUUAAUGAAGAUUGUUUAGACUAUUUAGAGACUAUGUGAUCUGAUAUUUUCGUUAACAUUAGAGAUAUGUACAAAUAACAGAUUUCUAUUUAUGUUAAUCUUGUUGUGCAUAUUUUUAAUUAUUCUAAAAUUAAAUUAUAUAUGAAAGUAAAAAAUUAUAAUAACCAGGAAACAACGAAGUCUCGUAAUGUGCCGAUAGUAAUAUUGCAUAUUUUAUUUAUUUAAUAUUAUUUAUCAAUCAUACAAUUAUAUAAUUAUAUAUUAAUAGCUAUUAGUUACUUCAAUAACUGAUAAGCUAUUCGAAAAGAACUUGAUAAAAUUAAUGGUAAAUUGAUUGAAAUAAUUUACAACAGUCUGUAUUCUUAUUAUCUCUUUCAUAAAAUUUUAAUCUUGUAAAAAAAGUGCAUUGUUAUCUAUAUUAGUACAAUGUUUAUGCCAGUAUUUCUUAGUAUUUAUGAUAUGAAAUUGAUUAUACAUUUGAUCUUGCCAAAAUAUUGUAGCAUUGAAAGUAUUUAAUUUGAACGAACAGAGAAAAUUGUAAGAAAUUAAAAUUAAAAGGAUCCGUUUCCUAUUAAUUACCUGCGACGAUAUUAUUGUGAAGAGGAAAUACGUAUAUCAUGUGAAUAAUUACCAGCACGUUUUCGUAUCAUAUCAUUCGUGGGAGGAAUGUGUUAUCUUCUUCCUUUAGGCCGAGCGUUAACCCAGCUGAAUUUUGUAGUUAGAAAUCAGCUGGCGGAAAAUAUGCGAGUAUAUCUUAUGUUCUACUGUUAAGAAUAAUCAUGUGAAAUAUAACCGAUUUGGCAGGCAAUACAAAUUCAUUUUGUAACUAAGGAUGUAUAAGCGGGAAAGUAUAUUCACGGAAUUGCGGAACGAAUUUCGUUCAAGUAUUCUCUCAUUCUCUUCGUCCAAUAUUCGAAAGAUGCAUAUAUACAUUAAGAAAAACGUGAACAUAUUGUACAUUACACUUUGUACGAUCGUAGUCACAUCGAGGGACAAUAAAGGUGAUAUAAUUUGUGAUAUACAUAUAAUAUAUAAUAAUAAACUCACAUAAAGCAAGA
Molecule: messenger RNA, 4170 nt
Organism: Acromyrmex echinatior (Panamanian leafcutter ant)
Lineage: Eukaryota; Metazoa; Arthropoda; Insecta; Hymenoptera; Formicidae
Gene: Nhe1
Product: Na[+]/H[+] hydrogen exchanger 1
Biological process (GO): regulation of intracellular pH; sodium ion transport; proton transmembrane transport
Cellular component (GO): membrane
Molecular function (GO): potassium:proton antiporter activity; sodium:proton antiporter activity
Source: RefSeq, a predicted model, not a curated record